Mesocricetus auratus (golden hamster) is the source of this 1424-nucleotide messenger RNA. RefSeq names its product class II histocompatibility antigen, M alpha chain. The record is from RefSeq and is a predicted model, not a curated record. NCBI's taxonomy places the organism in Eukaryota, Metazoa, Chordata, Mammalia, Rodentia, Cricetidae. Gene Ontology annotation, cellular component: membrane; MHC class II protein complex. Gene Ontology annotation, molecular function: MHC class II protein complex binding. The transcript is spliced from 5 exons. Gene Ontology annotation, biological process: positive regulation of T cell activation; peptide antigen assembly with MHC class II protein complex; antigen processing and presentation of exogenous peptide antigen via MHC class II. The coding region runs from base 72 to 857 and encodes 261 amino acids.
GAUGCGGAUCUGGGAGGAAGCUGGGCACCCGGGACUCGGAGGGAGCUCCCACUUACGGAGGGUGUGAAGGUAUGGACCAUGAGCAGAAGCCAGGAGCCGGGCUGCUGCACCUGCUGCAGCUUCUGUGGCUGCUGCCCCACUCCUGGGCGGUGCCCGGAGCUCCUGCUCUGGUGUCGCGGGACGGCCUGCAGAACCACACAUUCCGGCACACCGUGUUCUGCCAGGAUGGGAACCCCAGCAUAGGGCUCUACGAGUCCUACGACGAAGACCAGCUCUACUCCUACGACUUCUCCCAGAACACCCGAGUACCCCGGCUGCCUGACUUUGCCGACUGGGCUCAGGAGCAGGGAGACGCCCUCGCCAUUUCGUUUGACAGAGAGUUCUGCGAGAUGUUGAUGCAGAACAUUAGCCCGGUGUUGGAAGGGCAAAUCCCAGUGUCCAGAGGUUUGCCUGUGCCCGAGGUGUUCACGCUGAAGCCCCUGGAGUUCGGCAAGCCCAACACGCUGGUCUGCUUCAUCAGCAAUCUCUUCCCGCCCACCUUGACUGUGACUUGGCAGCGUCACUUCGUCCCCGUGGAGGGGGCCAGCCCCACCUACAUCUCCGCCGUCGAUGGGCUCACCUUCCAGGCUUUCUCCUACUUAAACUUCACGCCGGAACCCUUUGACCUUUACUCCUGCGUCGUGACACACGAGAUUGACAGCUACACCCCAAUUGCCCACUGGGUACCCCAGAACGCCCUGCCUUCAGACCUCCUCGAGAAUGUGUUGUGCGGUUUGGCCUUCGGCCUAGGGCUGCUGGGCAUCGUCAUGGGCAUUGCGUUCUUCAUCUGGUCCCAGAAGCCAUGUUCGGUUGACUGAGUCUUCUGUGACUAGCGCUUGGAACAGCACAGGCCUUGCCAGCAGGGAUGCCCAGGGUUCCCGUGCCUAGCCAGGGCCUCUCAUCGGAGCAGAAGUCCCCGGGGACCCCUCGGGGUGUGGCGCCAGUGUGCAGGGUGUCUCGGCUGAGGGCUCUGCUGUCCCUGGAGUUGCAUUCAGAAGAGCCCGGAUCUGGAGCCCAGGACACCACUCCUCACCACCUCACGCUCCCCACUUCGAAGAAAUAAACCUUCUUUCUUAACAUUAGCUUGACCUCUCUCUCCCUUCAGCGCUAGGCAAGCAUUCUGCCCCAAGCCGCACCCCAGCCCACCGUGCCUUCUUCUUCUUCACUUGUAGGAUUCGCUUCUGGACUCCCGACUCAUUUCAGAGUCUGCGUACCUUAUCCUGGACACGGCUCAUUAGGGAGGGAAAGCCGCUCUCCCAGCCCAGCUCCUGUCUCCUGAUCUCAGCACAGCUGAUGGUGGCUUUUUAUCCCAUCAGCUUGCGUAAAACACAGGAGAGGAAGGUAGAGAGUUUCCAAUAAUCAAUAAAAUGCUUGAGGAAGUUGCA